Messenger RNA from Pezoporus occidentalis (night parrot), 2273 nucleotides. It is a transcript of the gene ZNF639, whose product is annotated as zinc finger protein 639. The record is from RefSeq and is a predicted model, not a curated record. Gene Ontology annotation, biological process: regulation of transcription by RNA polymerase II. Lineage: Eukaryota; Metazoa; Chordata; Aves; Psittaciformes; Psittacidae. Gene Ontology annotation, molecular function: RNA polymerase II transcription regulatory region sequence-specific DNA binding; DNA-binding transcription factor activity, RNA polymerase II-specific. The transcript is spliced from 6 exons. Bases 696 to 2186 code for a protein of 496 amino acids.
AACACCCAAAACUAUUUUUUCCAUGUAAUUCUCUCUUUAAAAUAAAACUUGAAUUCAGACAAAUUACUGUAUCUCAUGAGAAUUGCAUUUGCUUGAUGAGGGGUUGUUUCUCCCUGCUUUCAUCCCCGGGUGGAUGGCAUUGGCUUCAGAAGAUCCUAGGCCCCUCCUGAGUGCUUUAGUACAAAUCACAUCAGAUUCCAUGUUUGGAGCCCUUUCUUCAAAAUUAUUUAGACCUAAAUGUCAUAGGUCCAAAUACAAAACACAAAACUACAUAGCUCAAGUAUAUUUGGUGUUGUCUCCAAGUAUUUUCUGUUGUCAGGAGCAGCCAAGUGCAGCGAAAACAGACUAAGCUGGGACCAAAGUAAAAGAAAUAGUUCCUCUACCUUCCUUAUUUUGAUACUCUAAAAUUAAUACUAACUUUUAAUGUUGUUUUCUAGCUUCAAUUUCCAUAGCUUCAUUCUUUGUAAUGCUUGUGCAUCUGAUUGUGGUUUUUUAUUUAUCUUGUGCUGAAGUUUUAAUGCGUUUUAAAAUGUCACUUCAUAGAUGAAAAUCUUCUCAAGCUGAUCUCUUUGCUACUUUUGGAAGCUAUACAGCCAUCAGCUACUUGGCUGUUCUGCAUGCUACUACUGAAGAGUCUAGGAUAUUUUGCAACAAGGUGUUGGAGAACUGCCUCAUAAGUUACACUGAGUUCUUGAAUGCCCAGAGUCCUGACCAGUCUGGCUUUAUGGCCAUUCAAAAUGAAUGAACAUCCUAAAAAGAGGAAAAGGAAGACUCUACAUCCUUCUCGAUAUUCAGAUUCUUCGGGUGCAACCAAAUACAUAGACAACAGUGGCAUUUUUUCUGACCACUGCUAUAGUGUCUGUUCUAUAAAACAGCCAGAUAUAAAGUUUUCUGAAAACAGAGGUAGAUUCCACAGUCCGGCGCAGAGUGUGGACACAGAUGAUGAUGGGAGUCCAGUGCAUGCUGGGACUUCUCAAUGGAGUGGGUCACAUCCAAAUGUGGGGUUCCACUAUACAGACCCUAAAAAGAAGGAUAAAGAUAAAGGUACUAAUAAUGGAAUGUGCAGAGACUUAUGUGAUUCACCUAUAUUCAGUGACAGCCCUACAGAUGAAGAGAAACCUCUAGAUAUUCAAACUGUAGAAAUUUCUACAACAGAAGUGAAUGCUGUAGAAGUUCAUGAUAUAGAAACACAAACUGUGUCACCUGAAAAACUAGAAGCUGAGGACCUAGAGGAGAUCCCUCUGGAAACCUGUAAAAUAUUUGAGAAGAACCAGGCUUUGAAUAUCACAGCUCAACAGAAAUGGCCUUUACUGAGAGCCAACAGCAGUGGCUUAUAUAAAUGUGAGCUCUGUGAGUUUAACAGCAAGUAUUUCUCUGAUUUAAAGCAGCACAUGAUCCUAAAGCAUAAGACAUGUACAGACACUCAUGUCUGUAAAGUUUGUAAAGAAAGCUUCUCCAGCAAAGUGCAGCUCAUUGAACAUGUAAAACUCCACGAGGAGGAUCCAUACAUCUGUAAAUAUUGUGAUUACAAAACAGUGAUAUUUGAGAAUCUGAGUCAGCACAUCGCAGACACUCACUUCAGUGAUCACCUUUAUUGGUGUGAGCAGUGUGACAUGCAGUUCUCCUCAAGCAGUGAGUUGUACCUGCACUUCCAGGAGCACAGCUGUGACGAGCAGUAUUUGUGUCAAUUCUGUGAGCAUGAAACAAAUGACCCGGAAGAUCUGCAUAGCCAUGUGGUGAAUGAACAUGCAUGUCGACUGAUAGAGUUAAGUGACAGCUAUAAUAACAAGGAGCGUGGGCAGUACAGCCUCAUAAACAAAAUCAGUUUUGACAAAUGCAAGAACUUUUUUGUAUGCCAAGUGUGUGGCUUUAGGAGCAGGCUGCAUACCAAUGUCAAUAGACACGUAGCUAUUGAACACACCAAAAUAUUCCCUCAUGUUUGUGAUGACUGUGGGAAGGGCUUUUCAGGUAUGUUGGAAUAUUGCAAGCAUUUAAGCACUCAUUUAUCUGAAGGGAUUUAUUUGUGUCAAUACUGUGAAUAUUCAACAGGACAGAUUGAAGACCUCAAAACUCAUUUGGAUUUCAGGCAUUCAGCAGAUUUGCCCCAUAAAUGUACUGAUUGUUUAAUGAGGUUUGGAAAUGAAAAAGAUCUCUUAAGUCAUCUUCAGAUACAUGAGACAGUGUAAUUGCUGUCUUUCCCUGUAAUCAGUUUUUUAGGACUGAGAUUAAUUUCUAGUCACUGAAAUAUUAUAUUAAAUACAAUUUUAACAGCA